Medicago truncatula (barrel medic) is the source of this 2214-nucleotide messenger RNA. Its product is annotated as subtilisin-like protease SBT4.3. Gene Ontology annotation, biological process: proteolysis. Gene Ontology annotation, molecular function: serine-type endopeptidase activity. The transcript has 2 exons. The record is from RefSeq and is a predicted model, not a curated record. Lineage: Eukaryota; Viridiplantae; Streptophyta; Magnoliopsida; Fabales; Fabaceae. The coding region runs from base 1 to 2202 and encodes 733 amino acids.
AUGGCCAAAUAUAAUAUUGCUUUAUUAUUCUUUGUGUUUUUUGUUUGGACAUCAAUAAUUUUGUUGGUGUGUGAUGCCAUUGCAAAUAGUGAAGAAAGCGGUAAACUUCACAUUGUAUACAUGGGCUCACUUCCUAAGGAAGUACCAUAUUCCCCAACAUCUCACCAUCUCAAUUUAUUGAAGCAAGUUAUUGAUGGAAGCGACAUAGACACCCGCUUAGUACGAAGUUACAAUCGAAGUUUCAAUGGCUUUGCCGCCAUACUCAACGACCAACAAAGGGAAAAGCUUGCUGGCAUGAGAGGUGUCGUCUCUGUUUUUCCAAGUCAGGAGUUUAACCUUCAAACCACAAGGUCGUGGGACUUUCUUGGAAUUCCUCAAUCAAUCAAAAGAGAUAAAGUCGUUGAGAGUGAUUUGGUGAUUGGUGUCAUAGACAGCGGAAUAUGGCCAGAAUCUGAAAGUUUUAAUGAUAAAGGUCUUGGUCCUAUUCCAAAAAAGUGGAGGGGAGUUUGUGCAGGAGGCACUAAUUUUAGUUGCAACAACAAGAUCAUCGGGGCACGAUUUUAUGAUGAUAAAGAUAAGAGUGCAAGAGAUGUUAUAGGUCAUGGAUCCCAUACAGCAUCAACAGCAGGUGGAAGUCAGGUGAAUGAUGUCAGCUUUUAUGGUCUUGCAAAAGGCACUGCAAGAGGUGGAGUCCCAUCUUCAAGAAUUGCUGUAUACAAAGUAUGUAUAUCAAGUCUUAAAUGCAGUUCUGACUCUAUAUUAGCUGCAUUUGAUGAUGCCAUUGCUGAUGGAGUUGACAUCAUCACUGCCUCUGUUGGUCCCAUAUACACCCCCGAUUUUCUACAAGAUACUAUUGCCAUUGGUUCUUUUCAUGCCAUGGAGAAGGGUAUACUCACAACACACUCUGCAGGAAACGAUGGCUCUACCCCAAGUACUAUUCGCAGUGUAGCACCUUGGUUAGUUAGUGUUGCUGCAACUACCAUAGAUCGUCAAUUUAUUGAUAAGCUCGUUCUUGGAAAUGGAAAGACUUUUAUUGGUAAGUCAAUCAAUGCAUUCCCUUCAAAUGGCACGAAAUUUCCUAUAGUUCAUUCUUGCCCAGCUAGAGGAAAUGCAUCGCAUGAAAUGUGUGAUUGCAUAGACAAAAAUAUGGUGAAUGGUAAGCUUGUUUUGUGUGGAAAACUAGGGGGUGAAAUGUUUGCUUAUGAGAAUGGUGCAAUUGGUUCAAUCAUCAAUGCUACAAAGUCUAAUCUUGAUGUUCCUUCAGUCACUCCAAAGCCUUCCCUUUACUUGGGAUCAAAUGAAUUUGUUCAUGUUCAAUCCUACACAAAUUCCACUAAAUACCCUGUAGCUGAAAUUUUGAAGAGUGAAAUCUUCCAUGACAGUAAUGCUCCUAGAAUUGCAGCUUUCUCUUCCCGUGGCCCAAAUCCUAUCAUUCCUGAAAUUAUGAAACCAGAUAUAAGUGCCCCAGGAGUUGAUAUCUUGGCUGCAUGGUCACCAUUAGAGCCACCCUCAGACGAUUUUAAUAACUAUGACAAAAGACAUGUUAAAUACAACAUAGAAUCUGGAACCUCUAUGGCAUGUCCCCAUGUUGCUGGAGUUGUUGCAUAUGUGAAAUCAUUUCAUCCAAAUUGGUCACCUGCAGCUAUCAAAUCUGCCAUCAUGACAACUGCUACCCUAGUGAAAGGUCCUUAUGAUGAUUUGGCUGGAGAGUUUGCUUAUGGAUCUGGGAAUAUCAAUCCACAACAAGCCAUUAACCCUGGGCUUGUUUAUGACAUCACUAAGGAGGAUUAUGUGCAAAUGCUUUGUAAUUAUGGUUAUGAUACUAACAAAGUUAGACAAAUUAGUGGAGAUGAUUCAAGUUGCCAUGGUGCAUCCAAAAGAUCCUUGGUGAAAGAUAUAAACUAUCCUGCAAUGGUAUUUCUUGUACAUAGGCAUUUCAAUGUCAAGAUUCAUAGAACAGUCACAAAUGUUGGCUUUCACAACUCAACCUACAAGGCUACUCUUAUCCAUCAUAAUCCAAAAGUCAAGAUUAGUGUUGAACCAAAAAUUCUCUCAUUCAGAUCAUUAAACGAGAAACAAUCAUAUGUUGUCACCGUUUUUGGGGAAGCAAAAUCAAAUCAAACUGUGUUUUCCUCAUCACUUGUUUGGUCAGACGAAACCCACAAUGUGAAGAGUCCAAUCAUUGUGCAAAGAAUAUCAUAAACCAUGUUUUUG